Messenger RNA from Cebus imitator (Panamanian white-faced capuchin), 3003 nucleotides. Its product is annotated as hydroxyproline dehydrogenase-like. Gene Ontology annotation, molecular function: FAD binding; proline dehydrogenase activity. Gene Ontology annotation, cellular component: mitochondrion. The record is from RefSeq and is a predicted model, not a curated record. NCBI's taxonomy places the organism in Eukaryota, Metazoa, Chordata, Mammalia, Primates, Cebidae.
AUGGCAGGCCCUGUGGGUCCACGCGGCUCAAGGACCAGGGAGGAACCCAAGUGUGUGGCGCUGACCGGCAGGCUCCAGACCCACCUGGCCCGCCUGGGGAACCCAGAAACCCAGUGUCCGGGGAAACUGGAAGCCGGGGCCGGGGUCCCGCUCUCAAGAGGGCGGGGUCUCCUAAAGGAAACGCAGAGCUUGGGGUGGGCAGCCCCAGAGACCGGGUCUCUCGCGGGGGUGUGGCCACGGCCUGCCAAGGCCCUACACCGAGCGCGGGAGCGGCCCGGGGUGAAAGUGGGGGUCGUAGGGUUCACCCGCGUCUCCCGAGGAAAAGGAACCGCUUGGAACGCGAAGGAAGGACUUGGAGCGCGGGGCGAGAGCCUCAAGUGGGCUGUAGGGCGGGGCGGGGCCUCUGGAGGAGCGGGUGCAGAUCCUAGGGAGGGGCGGGGCCUCUCGGAUGGGGCGGGGUCUUCGGGGUGGUGUCUCCUGAGGAGCGGACGCGGCUGGGAGCUUGGGACUUCUGAGGAGAGAGGUCGGGUAGGGGCCUCCGGGGCGGGGCGGGACCCACUGCGCACACUUAAGUGGGCCGGGCGGGUACUGGCGUCACUCAAUGGCUCUGAGGUGGGUCCUGUCCGCGCCGCACCCGGGCAUUCCCCGACUCGCUCCACUGUCCACGGCGCUGGCCGCCCCGCGAGGAGUCCUCCACGGGCCGGGCCACUGCCAGUACGUGGGUCGGCCGAGGCGGUGCGGCCGCCGGUGCCCGCCGUGGACUUCGGCAACACGCAGGACCGGCGCACCUGGGAGCUGGCGCGCAGCCUGCUGGAGCUGAGUUUCUGCGUGUGGCCCGCGCUGCUGGCGCGCCACGAGCAGCUGCUGUAUGUUGCCGGGAAACUUCUAGGUCAGAGGCUUAAACAGCUGAUGAAGAUGACCUUCUAUGGGCACUUCGUAGCCGGCAAGGACCAGGAGUCUAUCAAGCCCUUGAUCCGGCACAACAGGGCCUUCAGCAUUGGCACCAUCCUGGACUAUGGAGUGGAGGAGGACCUGGGCUCCAAAGAGGCUGAGCACAGGGAGAUGGAAUGGAAGGAGAAGGCCCUGCAGAAGCAGAUGCUCCUUUGGGGUGGUGUUAAACAUGAUGAGAUGGUGCAGCCAACGACGACGACUUCUAAGCCAUUAAGCUCACGGCACUGGGGAGACCCCAGUUUCUGCAUCGUGGACCUGCAGGACUGGAACAGCCUCAUCAACAUCAGGACCAAGCUCUCCAAGCACCUGAUGGUCCCUAACGCACAGACAGGACUGCUGGAGCCCCUGCUGUCCUGGUUUACUGAGGAGGAGCAGCUGCAGAUGACGAGGAUGCUGCAGCGGAUGGGUGUCCUGGCCAAUAAAGCCACAGAGGCAGGUGUGCAGCUACUGGUGGACACUGAGCAGACCUACUUCCAGCUGGCCAUCAGCUGCCUGAUGCUAGAGAUGCAGCGCAGGUUCAACGUGGAGAAGCCACUCAUCUUCAACACGCACCAGUGCUACCUCAAGGAUGCCUAUGACAGUGUGACCCUGGACAUGGAGCUGGUUCACCGUGAGGGCUGGCGUUUUAGGGCCAAGCUGGUGUGGGGUGCAUAUAUGACCCAGAAGCGAGCCCAUGUGGCAGAGAUCGGCUAUGAGGACCCCAUCAACCCCACAUAUGAGGUCACCAACACCAUGUACCAUAGGUCCGCAGCUCUCCCGCAACUCCGUCUUCCAAGGGCAGGGUGCCAAGAAACCGGGACUGAGGGAGGGGCUUGGAGAAGCUGCUGGGGCUGACCCUGUCCCACCCUGCUGGAGCCAUAAGCCCCCAGCUGGAGUGGCAGCCACAUGUGACCCGAGGUCAGAACUGAUAUUUCCUCUGCUUUUGUGUUAUGUAUUGCUUUUUCAAAAACAUUAAGGUUAUUCUUUUAGAAAUAUAAAAAAGCCUAUUAAAGCAAAAUCAGCCACCGUUCCCUGAGCCAGCUCCUACAGACACUUAGAUCCAGAGCUGUGCACGAGCGCCCGGCUCCCCUGCCCCGCAGGCUCAGCCUGUGCUUUUCAGUUUCCACAGCGGGAUCGCCCAUCAGCUGCUCUGCACCUCCUUUUACUCUCUAGUUCUCUUGGUGAUCUUUUCAUGUAGCACAGGCCGAGUGACCAUGGGCUUUUCCUUAGAGGUCAGUGUGCAUGUUGCGAAUGCAAAGAUCCCAAGUGUCUCUUGGUUGGCAUGUUGUGCCACAGUGUACACAUCUGGAGCAUUGUUGUUUGCGUUGUACAGUGUGUCCUCUGCCCAAUGCGUUUUUUAUUUCGCAUUCCAUCUGGGUCCCCUUGUGUGGGCUUGCAGAGCGGCACUUUUAACUGCCAGCAUGGGGUGCCCAGGGCUGUGUCCAGCGUCUUUGAUCUUACUGGUUUUCAGACUGGUUGUUGUCAUAGGGACUCGCUGGACAUACUGUCACCAUCUGUAGUACACAUGGGCUGUCAGGGGUUCUGUGUCAGAGGAUGCAGCUGUCCUAGGUUCCCAGAAAUGGAAUUGCUGGGUCAGGGAAAAUGUAUGCAUGGUCAGGCCUGCUGAGUGUCCUCUCUGCAGGAGGGCCAUACUGCUUGGGCGUCCCGGUGCCCUGGGAUGCCCAACCCCACUGUGGCCUACGGACCUGCUUCCUUUUAAUUUCCUUGCAGGGCCAACGGUACACUGCAGGACUCCUCCCCAGAAGCAAAGCUGUGUUGUCAUGAGGCUCAUGGGCAUGACUGGCCUGGUCCUGAGUCAUGGCACAUUAGAUGCAGAGAUGCUGCUCCCCAAUUCUGAGUGAAUUAUCUGCCCCAGACAUCGUUCAGUUGUUCUUGGUUGCUGGUCUUUCUUUUUCCUGAGGUGCUGGGAGGGGCAGAUGCUGCUCCCAAUUCUCCUGAUGCUGUGGGCACCCUUGGAAAGAGCCGGCUCACUGGAUGGCCCUGGGCCUGGCCUUGGCAUCCUCCAUGUGCAUCUGGUAAUGAGAGGCACAGGCAACCACAGGCCUGGAACUG